GUGCGUGCGUGCGUGCGUGUGUGUACGUGACAGACAGACUCAGACAGAAAAUGGGAUUUCGAGGAAGAAGGAGGGGGAGGAUUUGGAGAGGCAGAGAAAAAGAGUGAGUGUUUUGGAGAGGCAUAGAGGGAGAAAGGGAUGAUUUGGAGAGGGAGAAAGGGAUGAUUUGGAGAGGCAGAGAGGGAGAAAGGGAUGAUUUGGAGAGGCAGAGAGGGAGAAAGGGAUGAUUUGGAGAGGGAGAGAGGGAUGAUUUGGAGACGCAGAGAGGGAGAAAGGGAUGAUUUGGAGAGGCAGAGAGGGAUGAUUUGGAGAGGCAGAGAGGGAGAAAGGGAUGAUUUGGAGAGGCAGAGAGGGAGAAAGAGAUGAUUUGGAGAGGGAGAGAGGGAUGAUUUGGAGAGGCAGAGAGGGAGAAAGGGAUGAUUUGGAGAAGCAGAGAGGGAGAGAGGGAUGAUUUGGAGAGGCAGAGAGGGAGAAAGGGAUGAUUUGGAGAGGCAGAGAGGGAUGAUUUGGAGAGGCAGAGAAAGAGAAAGAGAGGGAGGAUUUGGAGAGGCAGAGAAAGAGAAAGAGAGGGAUGAUUUGGAGAGGCAGAGAAAGAGAAAGAGAGGGAUGAUUUGGAGAGGCAGAGAAAGAGAAAGAGAGGGAUGAUUUGGAGAGGCAGAGAAAGAGAAAGAGAGGGAUGAUUUGGAGAGGCAGAGAAAGAGAAAGAGAGGGAGGAUUCGGUUGGGUGCUUGCGGCCGCAUGCGGAACAUGAUGUCAGAGGAAUGCCCUGCGCCGCUCCUCAUAGCUGACUGGAACAGCAGCCACCUUCCUCUCUCUCUCCCUCCCCGUCUCCCUUUCCUUCAGCAUCCGGCCCAGCAGCUGGAGCUUGAAGCUAAUGAAGGGAGUGGAAGGGAAGAAGGGAGCAAGGGAGGCAAAAAGGGAGAGAGACAGAGGGAGAGGCAAAGUUUGGUGUGACACAAAGAGAGGAGGAUAAGUUGGACUGGGACAGUAAAGGAGUGGGAAGGAAGGGAACAGAACAGGAGUCCAUAAAGCUGCACUGAGCUCUAUAGUAAUGCAGACCUGUGAGUCAUGGCUGUGGUCUGUAUAGGAAUGGAACAGAACAGUAGUCUGUAGAGCUUGGGCUCCGGUAAUGUCGACUGGGCUGUGGUCUGUGUACUUAGCAGGGAUCCGGUGACUGAAGGACACAGAGGCUACAUGGAGCAGUCAGACACCUUAACACAGAGUGGGAAUUUGCUUACAGGCUUCAGGAUAUCCACUCGGUGAAGAUGUAGUCCGUUUGGUUUCCGUGGAGAUGUCUCUAAACAGGGCCUCCUCUUGUCGCAUCCCUCCUGCCCUGUUGCCGUGGCUACUGUGGACUCUGUGGGUUCUACUCGUCCCCAUGACCGUCGCCUCGACCACGGGCCCCGGCAACAGCACCCUGCUCUUCAACAGUGCUGCCCACGGCAACAGCCUGCGGAAAUGCAGCUGCUCCACCCACAUCCAGGACUGUGACGAGGCGUUGGCAAACCUGCUGUGCAGCUGCCGCACCAUGUCGCACUCAGAGCUGACCCCUGGGGGCCUGAGAGAGCAGGGUAGCUUGACCAUGUGGCUCAGAGAGCCUUGGGUCCUCACAGAGCUACUGAAUGGGAGUGUGGUGCCAGACCUGCGCCUGUCCUACUGUGGACCCGGGUCCCUGGCCAUCCCCACCCAGUACCUGGCCCUGUUCGGUCUCCGUAGGCUGAGGGUCCACAGCGCUGCCCAGGGUGCCCCACACCCGGAGCAGGUCCUCACAAUCGCCUCUGGGACUGAGGAUAUAGACGGGAUGGGGUCCCUAGCCUCCACUGACCCCUCGUCUAUCCUCCAUGUCUCCUUCCUGGAUGUAGCGUUGCUUAAUGGCUUAUCGUCCCUAAAGGCCUACAGUGUGAGCGCCCCUCCCAUGCCCACCCUCUCCCAGUACUUCCCCCACCUGCCCCUGUACCCCUCCACCACCUUGGACCAGCACCUGUACCCCUCCACCCCUCUGGACCAGCCCCCAGACCCCCAACAGGACUGCCUCUUCACCUUCAUCUACUAGACCUGUAGGCUCUGAGCAGAGAGCAGGGCUGGGUCAGUCCCUCAGCUAAAUAGAUCUAUGGAAACUAGACUGGGCUGGAUGGAUAACACUGAAGUGGUAAGUGCAAGAGCUCCAUUCACCCUGAUGUUACUGAAUGGACUUGAUGUGCAGAGAGCUAUGCUGCUUUUCAAUUUGUUUCUAUAUAGUGCGUGUCUACGCUGCAGAAAACACUAUUCCAAUAUCCACAAGAAGACUCUGGACAAGACAACCAUCUCUGAGAAGAAGAAGGAGGCAUCUUGCAGUAUCAAUGCAAGAGCAAGGCAGAGAAGAAGAGAUGGAAAGAGACUGAGAACGAGACAGAGAACAAGACAAGGACGGCAUCCGUCUGCUGCUCUAAAGACUAACAGAAAGCUUGUAGGCCUGCUGUUAUGAAUGCUAUCAGACAGUUAACUUGUAGGCCUGCUGUUAUGAAUGCUAUCUGACAGUUAGCUUGUAGGCCUGCUGUUAUGAAUGCUAUCUGACAGUUAGCUUGUAGGCCUGCUGUUAUGAACGCUAUCAGACGGUUAGCUUGUAGGCCUGCUGUUAUGAAUGCUAUCAGACAGUUAGCUUGUAGGCCUGCUGUUAUGAAUGCUAUCAGAUAGUUAACUUGUAGGCCUGCUGUUAUGAAUGCUAUCAGAUAGUUAGCUUGUAGGCCUGCUGUUAUGAAUUCUAUCAGACAGUUAGCUUCUAGGCCUGCUGUUAUGAAUGCUAUCAGAUAGUUAGCUUAUAGGCCUGCUGUUAUGAAUGCUAUCUGACAGUUAGCUUGUAGGCCUGCUGUUAUGAAUGCUAUCAGACAGUUAGCUUAUAGGCCUGCUGUUAUGAAUGCUAUCAGACAGUUAACUUGUAGGCCUGCUGUUAUGAAUGCUAUCAGAAAGUUAGCUUGUAGGCCUGCUGUUAUGAAUGCUAUCAGACAGUUAACUUGUAGGCCUGCUGUUAUGAAUGCUAUCAGAAAGUUAGCUUGUAGGCCUGCUGUUAUGAAUGCUAUCAGACAGUUAGCUUGUAGGCCUGCUGUUAUGAAUGCUAUCAGACAGUUAGCUUAUAGGCCUGCUGUUAUGAAUGCUAUCUGACAGUUAGCUUAUAGGCCUGCUGUUAUGAAUGCUAUCUGACAGUUAGCUUUGCCAGCUGCUCUUUUCUUCAGUUAUUCGGUGCAGAUGGCCUAUUAAGGCAUGUUGUUUUGAAGCAGGUUACCAUGGCUCCCCUAUAAAUGGGUCUUCCUGGUUGGAACCCUAAUGGAUCGUCAGGUCAUGUGACUGUUCUUAGUUUAACUGUACGGUUGUGGACCCACCUUAAGCUGGACUUGGUUGGGUUUUGUAAUUCAAGAUGAAGCUGACGUAGAAGCCUUUUGGACUGGUGUGCUCUGGUGACUGGGUCCGUCGGGCCCAUGCUGGAUUGAUUACAUCACUGUGUUUCUGGUGUUCUAGAAUACAGGGCCUGUCCUGGAACGGCCUUGGUCUCACCCCUAUGGUCCACAAUAUGUCAUUCUGCUCAUGUUCUAGAAUGAGCAUGUCUGUACCCUUUUAGUUUUUAAGUAGUACCCUGGCCAGGGAUUAGACCAUGUUAGUAAAAGUUAAUACAUCUUACCCUUGGUUUAAAAAAAUAAUAAUAAUAAGAGGGGGAAGAAGGAACAUCACAAGAGGUGUUAGGAAAUAUUUUCUGAUCUCCAACUCAAAAAAACAAAUAGCACAUGUUUUAUUUUUAGCUGACAUCCGGAGAGAGACAUAGUCAUAUCAUUCAUCUAAAACCACCCUCACAAACCGACUGCAGUCAACACUUCUGUUCUGCGUGUGCAUGUGCCUAGGCGUGCAAGUGUACAUGCAUAUUCUUAUAUACGUCUGGUAAAUAAUUGUUGAAGAUGGGUGACGUGACGCUUCAGUUCCUCUGCCUGCCCUGUGGUGAGCAAUGGUGGGUAUUUUCUAGAUUAGGUCACUCCAGAACACACUCACUAAUGACUGUUGGGAAAUGAAGUUUUCUAGAUUAGGUCACUCCAGAACACACUCACUAAUGACAGUUGGGAAAUGAAGUUUUCUAGAUUAGGUCACUCCAGAACACACUCACUAAUGACAGUUGGGAAAUGAAGUUUUCUAGAUUAGGUCACUCCAGAACACACUCACUAAUGACUGUUGGGAAAUUAAGUUUUCUGGAUUAUUCUACAUUGACAUGACACUACAACAUUCAGACGCAUCAGAUCCCAACCAGAUCCAUGUAUUUAAGAGAGCUGGCAAUGCUGAAUAUGGUCUCUAAUUCUACACAUUCGGUUAUAUAGCAUUAGUGAAAUAUUCCAGUGGAAUACUAAAAAAUGUCCUAUGUCAUGUUAAUGAGGACCGAACACAUCUCGGAUACAAUCUCUCAAGCACAGGCUCUCUCUGUAGAGACAGAAACCUGACGCUAGUGCUUCCCAUUUGGAGAAUUUAGGUCACACCUCUGGGGAACCAUUUACUGUGGAUUAAACAUUUAGGCUAGGUCGUCACAAAAUGUGUCGCUCCUCACGCUCACUGUCUGCACCCUAAAGUAUAUCUCAGUCACUCACAAUCUGGGCAGAACGAUCCAUGAGCCUCCGUAGCAGGAGAUGGGUGUUUGUGUUUCAUGUCAUGUUUAUUAACUAGUGUUGCUACUUUGAUUCAAGCACUUUUUUUCUUCACUGUAUCAUAUCAGGAUAUUUUUUGAAGGUAGCUACAGUUGAAAUUUGAAGUUCACAUACACCUUAGCCAAAUACAUUUAAACUGAGUUUAUCACAAUUCCUGACAUUUAAUCAUAGUAACAAUUCCCUGUUUUAGGUCAGUUAGGAUUACCACUUUAUUUUAAGAAUGUGAAAUGGCAAAAUAACAGUAGAGAGAAUGAUUUAUUUCAGCUUUUAUUUCUUUCAUCACAUUCCCAGUGGGUCAGAAGUUUACAUACACUCAAUUAGUAUUUGGUAGCAUUGCCUUUAAAUUGUUUAACUUGGGUCAAACGUUUCGGAUAGCCUUCCUUAAGCUUCCCACAAUAAGUUGGGUGAAUUUUGUCCCAUUCCCCCUAACAGAGCUGGUGUAACUGAGUCAGGUUUGUAGGCCUCCUUGCUCGCACACGCUUUUUCAGUUCUGCCCACAAAUUUUCUACAGGAUUGAGGUCAGGCCUUUGUGAUGGCCACUUCAAUACCGUGACAUUGCUGUCCUUAAGCCAGUUUGCCACAACUUUGGAAGUAUGCUUGGGGUCAUUGUCCAUUUGGAAGACCCAUUUGCGACCAAGCUUUAACUUCCUGACUCAAGUCUUGAGAUGUUGCUUCAUUAUAUUCACAUAAUUUUCCUAUCUCAUGAUGCCAUCUAUUUGGUGAAGUGCACCAGUCCCUUCUGCAGCAAAGCACCCCCACAACAUGAUGCUGCCACCCCUGUGCUUCAUUUUUGGGAUGGUGUUCUUCGGCUUGCAAGCCUCCCCCUUUUUCCUCCAAACAUAACGAUGGUCAUUAUGGCCAAACAGUUCUAUUUUUGUUUCAUCAGACCAGAGGACAUUUCUCCAAAAAGUACGAUAUUUGUCCCCAUGUGCAGUUGCAAACCGUAGUCUGGCUUUUUUAUGGCAGUUUUGGAGCAGUGGCUUCUUCCUUGCUGAACGGCCUUUCAGGUUAUGUCAAUAUAGGACUCAUUUUACUGUGGAUAUAGAUACUUUUAUACCUGUUUCCUCCAACAUCUUCACAAGGUCCUUUGCUGUUGUUCUGGAAUUGAUUUGCACUUUUUGCACCAAAGUACGUUCAUCUCUAGGAGACAGAAGGCGUCUCCUUCCUGAGCAGUAUAACAGCUGCGUGGUCCCAUGGUGUUUAUACUUGCGUACUAUUGUUUGUACAGAUGAACGUGUUAUUUUUUGGAAAUUUGGAAUUUGGCAUUUGGAAAUUGCUCCCAAGGAUGAACCAGACUUGUGGAGGUCUACAAUUCUUUUUCUGAGGUCUUGGCUUAUAUCUUUUGAUUUUCCCAUGAUGUCAAGCAAAGAGGCACUGAGUUUGAAGGUAGGCCUUCAGGCAUUUGGAAAUUGCUCCCAAGGAUGAACCAGACUUGUGGAGGUCUACAAUUCUUUUUCUGAGGUCUUGGCUUAUAUCUUUUGAUUUUCCCAUGAUGUCAAGCAAAGAGGCACUGAGUUUGAAGGUAGGCCUUGAAAUACAUCCACAGGUACACCUCCAAUUGACUCAAAUCAUGUCAAUUAGCCUACCAGAAGCUUCUAAAGCCAUGACAUCAUAUUCUGGAAUUUUCCAAGCUGUUUAAAGGCACAGUCAACUUAGUGUAUGUAAACUUCUGACCCACUGGAAUUGUGAUACAGUGAAUUAUAAGUGAAAUAAUCUGUGUGUAAACAAUUGUUGGAAAAAUUACCUGUGUCGUUGCACAAAGUAGAUGUCCUAACCGACUUGCUAAAACUAUAGUUUGUUAACAAGAAAUUUAUGGAGUGGUUGAAAAACUAGUUUUAAUGACUCUAACGUAAGUGUAUGUAAACUUUCGACUUCAACUGUAUGCUUUGCAGAAAAGUGUAUAAAUCACAUAUAGAUAAGUACAGGCUCUCUGGUGUUGGGACUGGCUGUAUAAAUUGCUCUGGGUACAAGCCUUCGAUGACAUAUUUAAUACGUCAUCAAUAAAUCACGUAUCACAGUUUGGUGGCUUUUAUUUGUGUAUAAUUUGGUUCAAGGCAGAUUAUUGACUGGUUUAUAAGGUAGAAAUCAUUUGUUUAUAUAGGUGAGUUAUGGUCUCUGUCUACACUCUAUUAAUGUUGAAUAUGAGUAUUAUGUUAUUAAAAACCAAUAAAAGUGACAAUGUCUAAAACGCUA
Messenger RNA from Oncorhynchus nerka (sockeye salmon), 6848 nucleotides. Its product is annotated as exosomal polycystin-1-interacting protein-like. NCBI's taxonomy places the organism in Eukaryota, Metazoa, Chordata, Actinopteri, Salmoniformes, Salmonidae. The transcript has 2 exons. Bases 1292 to 2053 code for a protein of 253 amino acids. The record is from RefSeq and is a predicted model, not a curated record.